CUCACUUCCGACGGCGCCGCAGCCUCCCCAACGCGGUCGGGCCGAGAAGAGCGAGCGGGCCUCGCCGCCCCGUGCUGCGCCCCACCGCCCAGCCCAGGCCGCGGACAUGAGUGAGGCAGAAGUGAAUCCCAAAGCUUACCCGCUGGCUGAUGCUCAGCUCACCAAAACGCUACUGGAUCUUGUACAGCAAUCCUGUAACUAUAAGCAGCUCCGCAAGGGAGCCAAUGAAGCCACCAAGACGCUGAACCGAGGGAUAGCGGAGUUCAUUGUGAUGGCAGCAGACGCAGAGCCCUUGGAGAUCAUCCUGCACCUCCCUCUCCUCUGCGAGGACAAGAACGUACCAUAUGUGUUUGUGCGCUCCAAGCAAGCCCUGGGCCGGGCGUGCGGUGUUUCCCGGCCCGUCAUCGCCUGCUCCAUCACCAUCAAGGAGGGAUCACAGCUAAAGCCUCAGAUCCAGUCUGUCCAGCAAGCUAUAGAAAGACUGUUGGUCUAAAUGCCUGUGAGUUUUAAGUGUGCGUGGAAUAGGAAAGCUGAAGUCUAGGGAGGAAAUAAUGUCUAGCUUCGGUUGAGAUCCUAGUUUUGAUAUAUCGGUGUUUCACUUGAAAACACCGUACUCUUGUUUAAUAAUGGCUUAAUUCUUACUGUUUUUGCCUUUCCUCCCUCUACUUUUCUAUUAUUCUGCUCCCAACACGUUCAUUCCCAUUGUAUUACUUCUUGAAAAGUGAUUGUACAACGGUGUUUCCCGUUUGAUGUUUAAAAGAAAGGAAAAAAAGAAAUCCCCCUUCUUUUAUCUCCAUCGUUGCCUGCUCAGGGCUUUUUUUUUUAACCCAUCCAGGAGCUUCCUCUGCGUUGCAGCAUUUCUGCUCAGCUUCAGCCUCGCACAGGCGUGAUUAACCCCGUGUUUCUGGACGGUUCAGCCUCCUGAGGAUAAGGCGUGUUGGGUUCCCCGCGCAGUGGGUGCAUCCAGACUGCCGGGGUUGCUGCUGGAAGUGAUGGAGCAGCAUAGACAGGCUGCAACAGGCAGGCAGCAGCGGACAGAGCCCACGUCAGCACAUGUAGCGCAACUCUUCUUGAAACCAGAUGAGAGACUUGUGUAGGAGGUGAAGGGGGAGCAGAAAUCUCGCAGCAGGGCGCACCAGGGGAAGUCUCUUACAUUGCUUGUUCUUAAAUACUGACUUUUUAAGAAAAAUAAAGUUGCUGACAAAGCUAAAAUACCAUUGUCAUUCCCUCAGGGAAGCAUUUGCCACACUAACUGAAGUGUUUCUGUCUGAGAAGCUCAUUCGCUUAGAGAUUGCCUAAAGGCUGCUGCAGUGCCGUAGUUCAGAGUCCUUCGGUUCUCUUUGCACGGACUGUGUCUGUGAGCUUGGGCUUCUUAGGGAAUUCUAGUACAAAACAAAAGGUAGAGAGCAGCAUGCUGGGGCUGGCAAGUACCACACAGCUGAACUAGAAUUGUAGAUAGUUAUCUCAUGCUUUUAGGGAAGCUGCUGUACUAUAGUCACCUGACUGAAGAUGAAACUUUUUAAGUCACAGCCAAGAAACCAGAAAGCAAGUAAUUUUUCAGUUAAAUCAACCCAUAGCCCAAGAAGAAAAAGUGAUAGUCUCAUGUUCUGGAGAAGUGUGAAGCGCCACCAACCUUCUGGAUUAGUGGUGGUUUUUCUGGAGGUAGCUUUAGUUAAAUGCAAAUGUGUAAUAAAUCCACUCACUACUCUGAGUAGAAGAGUCCAAAAGUGUGUUUGAGGAAUGAGUCAUGUCUUCUAUUGCAGUAUGCCAAAGCAAAGCUAGCAUGGAAAGACCAACAGCAGAAGGGAAAAUGAGUUCUGUAAGGUUUCCACAUCAUACCUUUACUAAGUACACCCCAAGCAGAUUAAAUAUAUGUUUAGAUGACGUUUAGAAAUGCUGCUGUUCCCUUCUCCUGAUGCUGACUGUUGAGCUAGUUGUUUAAACAAACGUUGCAAAGGAUUUGCCCUUCUGUACCAUGCCAAGGCAGCUGAUAUAAGACAAAGCACAUAAGGACCAGAAAUAAAAGGUUCUUGAGCAAGCAAAA
Molecule: messenger RNA, 2044 nt
Organism: Colius striatus (speckled mousebird)
Lineage: Eukaryota; Metazoa; Chordata; Aves; Coliiformes; Coliidae
Gene: SNU13
Product: small nuclear ribonucleoprotein 13
Exons: 3
Coding region: 107-493 (128 amino acids)
Biological process (GO): maturation of SSU-rRNA; ribosome biogenesis; mRNA splicing, via spliceosome
Cellular component (GO): nucleolus; U4/U6 x U5 tri-snRNP complex; precatalytic spliceosome
Molecular function (GO): RNA binding
Source: RefSeq, a predicted model, not a curated record